This is a messenger RNA of Mycotypha africana, 1233 nucleotides long. Its product is annotated as tubulin domain-containing protein. The coding region runs from base 1 to 1233 and encodes 410 amino acids. The transcript has 3 exons. Gene Ontology annotation, biological process: mitochondrion distribution. The record is from RefSeq and is a predicted model, not a curated record. Gene Ontology annotation, cellular component: cytoplasm. NCBI's taxonomy places the organism in Eukaryota, Fungi, Mucoromycota, Mucoromycetes, Mucorales, Mycotyphaceae.
AUGGACCUGGACGUUAUCAAUCAGUUGGAUCAAUCCGUGAGCAACUGGUCCGACUAUAACAGGAUAUAUUACCACCCACGAUCCAUCAACCCUAUUGUAACGCAUGAAAUCGAUAAUGAUAUAACGCCCUUUGAUAACUUCAACAUUGGAAGACAGGCAUACCGAGACAAUGAGAAGGAGCUUGAGCUGUUCGAUGAAAAUUUCCGGUUUUUUGUUGAAGAAUGUGAUAAUCUCCAAGGUUUUCAGAUGAUGGUCGAUGUUGAUGACGGUUUUGGAGGAUUUUCAGAAAGUUUACUUCACGAUAUCAGAGAUGAAUUCGCGAAAGCACCUAUUUUUCUAUAUGGUUUAAGUGAUUCACGAGCAGUUUACCGAAAUGAGCGUCAAAAGCAGAAAAUUAUGUUAAAUAGAGCACUAAGUUUAACACGUCUUUCACAACUAGCCUCGGUAUAUAUACCCAUAUAUACGCCAACAAACGCAAUGGCUGACAAAUGUGGGUUAUCAUCCUACCUUCAAUUUAAUGACAACUCAAAAUACCAUACCAGUGCCAUUGUUGCUGCUGCAAUCGACAAUAACUCUAUACCUUAUCGAUUAACACGACCUCAGCUAUCAAUGGGAGAUGUGAUGACUAAGAUUGUGCAAGCGAACAAUUCGAGGCUCGCCUCGUUAUCUGUCUCCAUACCGUUACCUAUUUUGGCUAAAGGUUAUAGAGAAACUAUGGAAACUUUCAAAUUCGAUGACCAGUUAAAGCCUCUAUUACCAUUGUUGCAAAGUUAUUCAAAACAGUCGACGGAUGUAUAUAGUGAAAUUGUUGUAACUAGAGGAUUACCUGUAAAUUAUCCAAAAGAUAGGACUAUGUAUAUUGAGCGUUUAUUGUCGACGUUCAAAGACACCAACGACCUUUUGCACACAAAUGUGGAUAUUGAAGCUGCAUUACCAUUGCCCGAGUCAUUCCCUCAUAUAUUUAAGGCUUGCUUUGAUUCGAAUGGGUAUAUUAGUCACGGGCAGAGUAAUCAUGAUUCGCUGCAGUCCAUCCCGAUACUUACCCAUUUCGAAUCAGGAUCCAGAUUAAAGCAUUAUGUGGAUCGCCAUAUAGAAAACGUGGAUACAAUUGAUUUCAAGGAUUUCCAUGAAUAUGCAGAGGGAGAAAUCCCGAUCACUCGUGAAGAUUUCUUGCAAAUGAAAGAAGAGCUAAUAACGCUGUCUGACACGUAUAACACUGACGAGGAUUUUUGA